CGCUGUGGUCGUUGAGAGAGUAAGAGAUGUGUCCUCGAGCUGCUCCAACAUGCGAUAUCUGCAAGAAGCUUGUAUCCAAAUACAAGUGCCCUUCUUGUCUUGUUCCUUACUGCUCAUUGGGUUGUUUCAAGAUUCACAAAGAGACUCCAUGUGCUAAACCUUCUGGUCCUUCUUCAACAGAGGAUAAGCCAGCAGCUUCUCCAGCAAAGGAAGUUCCACCAGCAAAGGAAGUCCCGGUGGAAAGACCUGAGGAAGCUAAUGAUGUAGUAGAGAAGACACAGCACAAGGCUAGUGCUGAAUCUCCAGCAAAGGAAAUACCCGUAGCAAGACCGAUACAUGUAGAGGAGGAAAAGUAUGUUUUAGAAAAGACACAUUUCGAGGCUAUCGCUUCUUCUAGUGAAAUCCGAGAAGCUCUAAAGGAUGAAGCUCUUCAGAAACUCAUCUACAGUAUUGAUAGUUCUUCCAACCCUUUACAGGAACUCGAUGAAGCCAUGGGAUUAGAAGCUUUCCGCGAAUUUACAGACAAGAUUCUAUCAAACAUUUCGAAGAGUAAUGACGAGAAGUGAGCGUAGUCGCUUCAGAACAUAAGUUUCAGAAGUAUUCUUGCUUAGUGUUUUUGAUACGUAGUUUCAGAGAAAUGUUUACCAGCUAUAAAACGACUUAUGAUAU
Molecule: messenger RNA, 669 nt
Organism: Arabidopsis arenosa
Lineage: Eukaryota; Viridiplantae; Streptophyta; Magnoliopsida; Brassicales; Brassicaceae
Source: the annotation of a GenBank genome assembly